Uranotaenia lowii is the source of this 2801-nucleotide messenger RNA. RefSeq names its product G patch domain-containing protein 1 homolog. Gene Ontology annotation, molecular function: RNA binding. Gene Ontology annotation, biological process: mRNA processing. Gene Ontology annotation, cellular component: nucleus. NCBI's taxonomy places the organism in Eukaryota, Metazoa, Arthropoda, Insecta, Diptera, Culicidae. The transcript has 2 exons. The record is from RefSeq and is a predicted model, not a curated record. The coding region runs from base 124 to 2730 and encodes 868 amino acids.
UGUAGUUGAUCAAAACAAAAUCAACAAUCAAAGAAGAAGAAUUUAUUUUCCGCGACAACAAUUUAAAAACAAGAAAGGUUAUAAGUUUUUUUAAUUAACUUUGAUGCUUCAGUUUUAGAGAAAAUGUCCGAUAAUGAAGAAUCUUUGUGCAAAUACGGGACACCCCUUCCUGCCUAUGAUGAAGAUGAUAUUCCUUCAAAGAAACCUAUUUCCGUGGAGGAUCAAAUUGUGCUUGAUGUCAAUGGAAAACGUCGGUUCCAUGGGGCGUUCACGGGAGGCUUUUCAGCUGGGUACUGGAACACGGUUGGAUCCGCCGAGGGCUGGACUCCGACUGAAUUCAAGAGUUCACGAACAGAGAAAUCCGUGCCAGCUAAGAUGCAAACCGCAAUGGACUUUAUGGACGAUGAAGAUCUUAGCGAGUUUGGGAUCGCUCCACAGCGGGUUCAAGCCAGAGAUGAUUUUGCGGCGGCUGGAUCUAAACGGCGAAUAGCUCAACACCGGCCUAGCGAUGGACCGAUCCCUGGCCAACCGGUGUUACGUGCUUUGUUAGAGCCGGCCAAGGAAAAAACGGUUGUUCGAAUGCUCAAGCAGAUGGGCUGGCGCGAAGGUCAAGGAAUUGGUGAAAGGCAAACGAGAACCGAAAAAAAGAAGGCGAAGGACAGGAAUCAAAAAGAAAAAUAUGUAAUGAAAAUGUAUGGUUGCGAGCUUCCCGGAACGAGUUCGGGAACACUGCAUGAAUCAGACACAGAAAGCGAUUUAUCCGAUAACGAGGUGACUUUUGCCCCUGACGAUUUCGACCCUUUUGUGGCCUCGGUCAAAAUUAAUACAUUUGGAUUGGGAUAUACUGGACUGGCAAGGAACGAGGCACCGAAUUCACAAAGAUUCAAUUUGUUUGAAACUUUAGAAGUAGUUGAUAGAAACAACAAGAAGCUUUCUAUACGCGGUCAAGCUUUUGGAAUUGGUGCUCUGGAGGAUGACGAUGAUGAAGAUAUCUACUUUAAAGAUGAUAUGUCCAAGUACGAUUUUUCAUUAGAGAGCAGCUCUAAAAUGCCAGAAACUGUCAAAUCUAAAGAUCAAAUUGGAAAUAUUGAAGGCUUUUGUGCUGCUGCAAAACAAGGUAAACAAAUUAAGAAAGUUUUUCGUGUUACCUUACCUGAAAACUUUGUUCCUCGGAAUUGGUCACAGAGACGUACCCGAUUUGAACCUGUCAAUGAAGUAGAAAGUAAUCUGAAAGAGAAAAAUCAUUAUAAAAUUCAAGGACUGGGACGGCACGAUCAUGAUCCUAAAACUAGGGGAGCUAUCCUAGGAGAGGUUUCAAUAACUCCUGUUACAAAUGUGUUCAAUCAACGUGCUGAUAACUUGAUAGUAAAAAAGACUCUCGAUGCUGACAUGUCAGCAAAUACGAAAUCUGGCAUGAAAGAUGCACAUCAUUCGAGAUCUUUAGUAAACUAUUUCUACAAUGAAGGUUCCACUAAAGAUGGGUUUAAACCGUUCCUAGCCGAUGCGGAAAAACAAGAACGCUAUGAAAAAUUUGUUUUAUUCAAAACUACUGAAAAGUAUCCAUCUAGCGAAACUUAUCUAAACUCUUUGCAACCAUUAGGAAUGUCCACGUGGGAUAGAGAGCGUGAGUUCAAAGAAUUUGUUCAAGCACAGCGCAUGUAUCGUCCAUUGGAUGGCUUGAUGUCAGACCGUUUUGUAACAGAAUCAAAUGUAAUGGCCGAAAAAGAAAGCUCAAACAAUGAAAAUUUAACAGAUAUUAAAAUGAAACGUACAAAAAGUAUGUGGAAACCUAGCAAGGAUCUAUGUAAACGAUUCAAUGUACCCGAACCUUUUGGAGGUCUCAUGGAAGAAGAAAAAAUAGAACCAAAAGCGAAAUUUUCAGUGUUUGAUUACCUAGAAGCUCCGACCAACACCAGAGCAAAUUUUGUCACUCCUGUCGUUGUACCCAAACAACUCUCUAAGCCAACAGAAUCGAAAGAUGUUCAACACAGACGAUCUGCAAGAGAUUUUUUUGUCCCCAAACAGGAAGCGGAUCCAAAACUUUCUCCAGGCGUUGCUUCUCGAGCUGUUCCUGUCAUAGCUUCGACGAACGUUACAAACCAAAAAUCGUUAUCGCAGCUUGAACAGCAAGUUUUGGAUAGCGUUAAUAAAAAACCAGAGGAUAAAAAAGAUCUUUUUAAAUCAAUUUUCUGUAGCAGUGAUGAAGAAGAAGAACCGAUCAGUAUGAAACCUGCGGACGCAACUCAAAUUCAUCAAAAUGAAAAAUUAAAACUGAUUGAAAGCUUUACAGCAAUCAAACCGGCUAGUCAAUUGAACGUAUUACGGAAUAACUCUCCACCGCGUGGAAUUUUUAAGAGCAUCCUUGAACUUAAUCCUCCGCAAACUUUGCAUCAAUUGGAAAAAACAAACGACACGCAGAAUUAUACAUCCGAUUCGGAUGACGAUACGUCUGAAGACGAUGGCAGCUACGGACCAAAGCUGCCUUCAAGAAAUUCUCUAGUAGCAAGUGAUUCGAACAACACUGGCGUUUCCAUUAGUAAUAAUAAACUGGAUGUGCAAAUGCUUGGCAAGUCCAGUAGUAGCAGGCAUCUUGAAGAGGAGUGGGUCGAGAAGAAUAAACUAGCAUCGCCAACUGGAAGCAAGUCGAAAAAGAAAAAACAUAAAGAACAUAAAAAAUCGAAAAAGCAUAAAAAAGAUAAGAAAAAACUUAAACACAAGGAUAAACGUUAAAAGAUACUAAUAUAUGUACAUUUUAUUUAACAUUCGCUAUUUGAAUACAUUUCCACCCGAAAUCAUAAUGA